Salvia miltiorrhiza (redroot sage) is the source of this 2230-nucleotide messenger RNA. RefSeq names its product L-ascorbate oxidase homolog. The transcript is spliced from 6 exons. NCBI's taxonomy places the organism in Eukaryota, Viridiplantae, Streptophyta, Magnoliopsida, Lamiales, Lamiaceae. The record is from RefSeq and is a predicted model, not a curated record. Gene Ontology annotation, molecular function: oxidoreductase activity; copper ion binding. The coding region runs from base 317 to 2080 and encodes 587 amino acids.
AAAAUGCCAGAACUCUUAAUGUCUUUUGUUGAGUAAAACAGUGUGGAAACAGAGUAAUCAAUAUUUGAAAAACACCCCCAUUACAUGCUAAUCAUUUCAUAUGCUCCAUUUUGUUGACUUCUAAUUACUUCCCUCUAUAAUUCAUUUCAAUUUUCCCAAAUCUAAUUUCCCUCUCCCCUUUUACAAAUCACAGACAGCCACAAAGUCUGUUGAUCACAAACAAAUUGACUUUCUUUUUUGUUUUCCUUAUUUAUUUAUUUAUUUAUUUAUUUAUACAUAUUUAAAGUGUGGAGGCAAUCUGUACCGCACUUUAUAUAUGCGAUUGGGCCUUUCAUUCACUUUACUCUUUAAAACCAUUCUUCUAACUACCCACCACCUUCACUCACAUUACAUAUCAUCACCAAAAAACAUAAAACUCCAAAACAACAACAGAUUUUCUUCACAUUCUUCCUCCACCACAAUGCCAUCGCCGCCGCUGAGACUAGCGGUUCUGUUCCUGUGCUUGGCCGCCGCCGCCGCCGACAGCCCCUACAGAUUCUUCUCAUGGAACGUCACUUACGGCACCAUCUCUCCUCUUGGAGUCCCUCAACAGGGUAUUUUGAUUAAUGGACAAUUUCCGGGACCUGAAAUUUACUCCGUCACCAAUGAUAACAUCAUUGUCAAUGUGUUCAACAGCUUGAAGGAGCCUUUCCUCAUUCACUGGAAUGGAGUGCAAAAUAGGAGGAACUCGUACGUGGACGGUGUGCUCGGGACGACGUGCCCGAUUCCGCCGGGGCAGAACUUUACAUACAUACUGCAAAUGAAGGAUCAAAUAGGGAGUUUCUUUUACUUCCCAUCAUUGGCAAUGCACAAGGCUGCAGGUGGAUUUGGAGGCAUCAGAAUCAUGAGCAGGCCUCUAAUCCCAGUCCCGUUUGAUCCACCAGCAGAUGAUUUCACUCUCUUAAUUGGAGAUUGGUACAAAACUAAUCACACCAUCUUGAAGACAAUUCUUGACAGGGGCAAGAAACUGCCUUUCCCCCACGGCGUUUUGAUCAAUGGGCGCGGGCCCAGCGCCACCGCCUUCACGGUGAACCAAGGUAAGACAUACCGGCUGCGCAUAUGCAACGUGGGACUACAGAACUCCAUCAACUUCCGCAUCCAAGACCACAAGAUGAAGGUGGUGGAGGUUGAAGGAACACACACACUGCAGAUCAGCUACUCGUCUCUGGACAUCCACCUGGGACAGUGCAUGUCCGUCCUCAUCACGGCCGAUCAGCCCCCCAAGAACUACUAUGUGGUCGCCUCCACCCGCUUCACCUCUCGGGUCCUCACCAACACCGGCUUCCUGCGUUACUCUAGCUCCAACACCCCCGCCUCCGGGCCACUCCCCGGGGGCCCCACCACUCAGAUCGACUGGUCCCUCAACCAGGCUCGUUCCUUGAGGACUAAUCUGACGGCGAGUGGGCCAAGGCCGAACCCACAGGGGUCGUACCACUACGGCAUGAUCAAGACCGUGAAGACGAUCAGGCUGGCGAGCUCGGCGGGGCAGGUGAACGGGAAGCAGAGAUACGCCCUGAACAGCGUGUCCUUUGUGGCGCCAGACACGCCCAUGAAGCUGGCCGACUACUUCAACAUAGGCGGAGUGUACCGCCUGGGGAGCAUCUCGGAGGCCCCCCGAGGGGCCGGAAUAUACACGGACACGUCGGUCUUGGGGGCCGACUACAGGACCUUCAUCGAGAUUGUAUUCGAGAACUACGAAAACAUCGUGCAGAGCUACCAUCUCAGUGGCUACUCCUUCUGGGUUGUAGGAAUGGAUGGAGGGCAAUGGAGCUCAGGUAGUCGGAACCAGUACAAUCUGAGGGACGCAGUGUCCCGUUGCACGGUGCAGGUGUACCCCAAGUCGUGGAGCGCAAUCUACAUAGCGCUGGACAACGUGGGGAUGUGGAACUUGAGAUCGGAGUUCUGGGCGAGGCAGUACCUGGGUCAGCAGACGUAUCUGAGGGUGUUCACAGCGUCCACCUCCUUGAGAGAUGAGUAUCCCAUUCCCAAGAACGCGCUCCUCUGCGGCAGGGCCAAAGGGAGGCACACGCGCCCCCUUUGAUCAUCAUCUCUCACUUGCUUAAGACCUUAUCUCGAGGUCGCAUUCUUUUUAUUUUCAACUUCCGGAUCUUCUAUCUUUCUUUUUCAUAUAUAUGCUAUGGAUACAAUAAUACUCCAUAUAGUUAAAUGAAUUUAAUUGUUUCUACAUGCA